This is a messenger RNA of Abrus precatorius (Indian licorice), 1302 nucleotides long. Its product is annotated as protein YIF1B-A-like. The record is from RefSeq and is a predicted model, not a curated record. Gene Ontology annotation, cellular component: endoplasmic reticulum-Golgi intermediate compartment; Golgi membrane; COPII-coated ER to Golgi transport vesicle. Gene Ontology annotation, biological process: endoplasmic reticulum to Golgi vesicle-mediated transport. The coding region runs from base 163 to 984 and encodes 273 amino acids. The transcript has 5 exons. NCBI's taxonomy places the organism in Eukaryota, Viridiplantae, Streptophyta, Magnoliopsida, Fabales, Fabaceae.
GAGAGGAAGGCAUCAAAACGGUGCGGAUUUAAAAAGGGAAAGCUUAUUCACUUGGUUCAAUGGUGAGUGUGUGAGAUCUCUCUUUGCUUCAUUCUUCAUUUCAUCUUCCAACAGCGUUUCUCUUUUGACUACACCAUCUUUUUUCUUUUCUACUCAGAAACAAUGUAUAAUAAUGUUGGGAUGCCACCGGGAGUUCCUCAACAUGUUCCUCAACCUCCAACAAGCUCGCAACCUAAUCUGUUUGGGAAUGCAUUUAAUGCUGCCGGUUCAGGACUCAUUCGAGGUGGCUUGGGCGCGUAUGGAGAAAAAAUAUUAGGAUCAAGCUCUGAGUACGUCCAAAGCAAUAUAAGCCGGUAUUUCUCUGAUCCCCAAUACUACUUCCAAGUGAAUGACCACUAUGUUAAGAACAAAUUAAAGGUGGUUUUGUUCCCAUUCCUGCACCGGGGUCAUUGGACAAGAAUUACUGAACCAGUGGGAGGUAGGCUCUCUUAUAAACCACCAAUUUAUGAUAUAAAUGCACCUGACCUGUAUAUUCCAUUAAUGGCAUUUGGUACCUAUGUUGUUCUUGCUGGCAUCUCAUUGGGCCUUCGGGGAAAAUUUAGUCCUGAAGCUUUGAAUUGGUUAUUCAUCAAAGGAUUAGUUGGUUGGUUUAUGCAAACAGCACUGCUUAAAGUUACUUUGCUUUCAUUGGGCACCGGGGAGGCACCUCUAUUGGACAUUAUAUCAUACGCCGGGUACACUUUUCCAGGCAUGUGUUUGGCUGUUUCAGGAAGAAUGAUAUGGAGUUACUCCUACUACUUUAUGAUGCCAUGGACCUGCUUAUGUAUGGGAGUAUUCUUGGUGAAAACAAUGAAGAGAGUUCUUUUUGCAGAAGUGAGGAGUUAUGACUCAAGCAAACACCACUAUCUCUUGCUCUUCAUUGCUUUGGCUCAGUUCCCAUUGUUCACAUGGCUUGGAAACAUUACUGUCAAUUGGCUAAUAUAGAGUGACAGCAUUCUUAGUGACAUUUUUUGGUUAACUUUGGAGAAUAGUUAAACAUAGGUUUUUUUCUCUCUCCCUUGCUUUUAUAUGUUGAAUAUCAGAGAUGCAUAAUUAUAGGCCUUCUCCUUCUCCACACGUCAUGAUUUUAUCUUUUAGUACUGUAUUUUCUACCCCGGCACACCAUAAAGUUGGAUUUUUGUAGCUGUAUACUGGAGUCACUUUCAUAAUGGUUCUCUCAGGCUAAUAUCAUGCGUUGUCCUGUUUGGCCUGUAGCAUUUGUAUCUGUACUCUAUCCACCAUUAUACAGAAAAAUGUUUGUUG